AAAGAUGUUUCUUAUAUUUCAAUACAUAUAAUAAUAAAUAUAUAUUAUUCGCAAAUAUACUGCUAACGUUAAUGAACGUUCACUAAAGUCUAUAGAACUAUACUUCCCAACCAUAUUUUGUCAGUCAAUAUAUAUCUAGAUAUAGAUGAAGAUUGCUAUUCAACUAUAUUCUUUAUUCGUAAAGAUCCCAAAACCUGUUUGGAGAAGUUCUGCAUAUAAUUUUCGAUAUACAGCAAAAUAUUCUAAUAAAAUGGCCGACAUAACAGCGCUUUUAUUAAUAUUCGAUGGAUCGGAGGAAAUGGAAGCUGUAAUAACGGCAGAUGUUUUGCGUCGUGGCGGAGUUUGUGUUACCAUAGCAAGUUUGGGUGAUAAUGAAUGUGUUAAGUGUAGUCGUGAGGUAAAAAUUUGUGCAGACACUACACUUGCUAAUGUGAGUGAGAAAGAAAAGUAUGAUGUUAUCAUACUACCUGGAGGACUUGGUGCUGCAAGAGCAUUCGCAGAGUCAGCUGAAGUUGGUAAACUAUUAAAGAAACAAGAAAAAGGAAACAGACUUAUAGCUGCUAUCUGCGCAGCUCCAAUUGCUUUAAAAUCUCAUGGUAUUGGAAAAGGAAAAAGACUUACUUCAUAUCCAGCGAUGAAAAAUCAAUUGACCAAUGGUUACGAAUACUCAGAAGAUCGUGUAGUGGUGGAUGGCAAUCUAAUUACAAGUAGAGGUCCUGGAACAGCCUUUGCAUUUGGCUUGGCUCUUAUUGAAAGAUUAGUAAGCAAAGAAACGGCUGUUACCGUAGCGAAAGGAAUGUUAUAUGAAGAUUACAAGUACAAAUUAUAAGUACAUUAAUGGUAGUUAACAACUACUAUAAAACAUUGUCGACAGGUUCACAAAUAUAUUAUAAGCAUUAUAAUAAAUAUAAUUUAUUAUUAUAAUAAAUAUAUUUAUUAUUACCAAAUAAA
Messenger RNA from Vespula pensylvanica (western yellowjacket), 951 nucleotides. Its product is annotated as protein dj-1beta-like. Gene Ontology annotation, biological process: guanine deglycation, glyoxal removal; protein deglycation, glyoxal removal. Gene Ontology annotation, molecular function: protein deglycase activity. The record is from RefSeq and is a predicted model, not a curated record. Bases 146 to 829 code for a protein of 227 amino acids. Gene Ontology annotation, cellular component: cytosol; nucleus. The transcript has 4 exons. Lineage: Eukaryota; Metazoa; Arthropoda; Insecta; Hymenoptera; Vespidae.